GAUUUUCAAGGUUUCCAGGCUGCCCGAGGGCUAUCCAGACGGCUUCACCUUCCCGCAGGAUUGCACGCCGAACACGGCCGACUACUACCAGCGGGGAUGGUGCCACUGCGAGUCGUCCGUCGCGGGGCUCACGAAGGCUUCGAUGUUUGUUUUGGAUAUCGGCAAGAUCACCGCUGCUCCAGAGAACGAAUCCAUCGAGGUGCUAGAUCAGGACAAGCUUGCUGCUGCUACUACUGGCGGGCUCCCAAGUAAGCCACAAGCUUUGACAAGCUGGAAGCAAGCUGCACAGGCUGACAGGGCUGGGCCGAUGCUUCCAGAAGACUUCGCGGCGUCGCUGGAGCACAAGUCCUUCACCAGCAAGAAGGCCGAUUGCUCCAGGGUCGCGGCCAUCUACAGGGCAGCCUUCGUCGCCCGCUUCGCCGAGGCCGCGGAGCUGCACUACAACACCCUCCAGUGGGACGUCGCCGACCGCCCUGGCGGCCGCGCUGCCGGCCGGGGCGGCGCAGCUGGAGGUGCUGAACGUGAACCAGAACGACAUCGGGGACGCGGGCGCCAGCGCCCUGGCGGAGGCGCUGUCCUCUGGGGCGGCGCCGCUGCUGAGGGAGCUGAUCAUGAAUCAUAACGGCAUCGAGGACGCGGGUGCGAGCGCCGUGGCGGAGGCGCUCUCGUCCGGGGCGGCGCCGCAGCUGAAGCAGCUGCAGAUGAGGGAUAACAGGAUCGGGGACGCGGGUGCGAUUGCUUUGGCGGAGGCGCUGUCGUCCAGAGUGGCGCCGCAGGUGAUGACGCUGAGAAUUCAGCGCAACACGUUCGGCGAAGCCGGCCGCGAGGCGCUCGCCGCGCUGGGGCGGAUUAAUCUCGAACUGUGAGCACGCAGUCCUCGAAGAAGGGUGCUGCAGCCCAACGGACUGUUCUGGUGCCGCCUUGCGCCAACUUGGGCGAAAUGAGACAUAUGGAGAGAAGACAAGCAUCACUUCUACAUUCAAGAGAAA
Prorocentrum cordatum is the source of this 989-nucleotide messenger RNA. NCBI's taxonomy places the organism in Eukaryota, Dinophyceae, Prorocentrales, Prorocentraceae. The record is from the annotation of a GenBank genome assembly.